CCGAGGGUAAAUUUUCAGGAUUAGCCUGGAGUCAAGAUCAACUCCUGUCCUGCCCACACUACUACCUGCUGUCCCUGACCACAGUCAUCAUGCCUCGGGGACAAACGAGUAAGCUCCACACCUGUGAGAAACGCCACCAAGCCCAAGGUGGGAUCCAGCAUCAGAGCAGUGUUCAGACCACUGUAGCCAAGGAGAAAACCUUCCCCUCCUUGGCCCCUCCGCCCUUUGGUGUUCUUACUCACAGAAAACCUGCAGCUAGGUCAUGUAGCACUCUCAAGGGGUCUGAGAGAGCCCCAUCCACUAAGCCUACAGGCGUUUCUCCCACAAGAUCAUAUAAAGGAGCCAACCGCAAAACUGAGAAAAAGCCAAGUUCCUCCCAGGCCCCACUCACCAUUGUGCAGUCUCAAGGAGACACUUUAACCAGAGCAACAGGUAUUUUGGUGCAGUUCCUGAUGUAUAUGUACAAAAGGAAAAAGCCCAUCACGAAAGCCAAUAUGCUGAAGAUUGUCAAUAAAAAGUACAAAAAUCGCUUCCUUGAGAUCCUCAGAAGAGCCUCUUUCAACUUGGAAGUGGUUUUUGGUGUUGACUUAAAGGAAGUCGAUUCUACCAAGCAUUCCUAUAUCCUGGUCAGUAAAAUGGACCUCCCUAACAAUGGGACUAUAAGCCGUGGCAGAGGAUUUCCCAAGACCGGUCUUCUGAUGAAUCUCCUGGGUGUGAUCUUCAUGAAGGGCAACUGUGCCACCGAAGAGAACAUCUGGGAGUUCCUGAAUAAGAUGAGAGUCUUCGCAGGGAAGCGGCAUUUCAUAUUUGGGGAACCCAAGAAGCUCAUCACCCAGGAUUUGGUGAAGCUUAAGUACCUGGAGUACCGGCAGGUGCCCAACAGUGAUCCUGCACGCUACGAGUUCCUAUGGGGUCCCAGAGCCCACGCCGAGACCAGCAAGAUGAAAGUGCUAGAGUUUUGGGCCAAGAUUAAUCAUACCGUCCCCAGUGCCUUCCACUCCUGGUAUGAAGAGGCUCUGCGAGAUGAGGAAGAACGAGUCAAAGCCAUGGUUACACGACAGGCCGAGACAGGUGCCACGGCCAGUGAAUGUUCCAGGGAAUGUCUAGCAGCACCUCCCACACCUAAUGAAGUUGAGGCAGGUUCUUCAUAUUGUGGCUGAAGGGAGCAGUCAGUGUUCUAAGUAGUAGAAGGCAAGGUGUGAC
Messenger RNA from Lontra canadensis (Northern American river otter), 1203 nucleotides. RefSeq names its product MAGE family member B3 (gene MAGEB3). NCBI's taxonomy places the organism in Eukaryota, Metazoa, Chordata, Mammalia, Carnivora, Mustelidae. Gene Ontology annotation, biological process: negative regulation of transcription by RNA polymerase II. The record is from RefSeq and is a predicted model, not a curated record. Gene Ontology annotation, cellular component: nucleus. The transcript has 2 exons. Bases 90 to 1160 code for a protein of 356 amino acids.